Messenger RNA from Mesoplodon densirostris (Blainville's beaked whale), 3239 nucleotides. It is a transcript of the gene USP10, whose product is annotated as ubiquitin specific peptidase 10. The record is from RefSeq and is a predicted model, not a curated record. Gene Ontology annotation, cellular component: cytosol; early endosome; nucleus. The coding region runs from base 1 to 2589 and encodes 862 amino acids. Lineage: Eukaryota; Metazoa; Chordata; Mammalia; Artiodactyla; Ziphiidae. Gene Ontology annotation, molecular function: cysteine-type deubiquitinase activity; cysteine-type endopeptidase activity. Gene Ontology annotation, biological process: protein deubiquitination; regulation of autophagy; DNA damage response, signal transduction by p53 class mediator. The transcript has 14 exons.
AUGCGCAGCGCGCGCUCAGCGCGCCCGGCCUCCCCGCGCCCCGCGGCACGCGGCCAGUGCGCAGGCGCGGCGGCCGAUGCGAGUGUGUAUGUGCGGGCGAGAAGAUGGCGGCGGCGGGGGAAGCAGCGUGAGGAGUCGGACGAGCGCCGAGGCUCAUUGAAACGGGCCGCCAUGGCCCUCCGCAACCCGCAGUAUAUUUUUGGAGAUUUUAGCCCUGAUGAAUUCAAUCAGUUCUUUGUGACUCCUCGCUCUUCAGUUGAGCUUCCUCCGUAUGGUGGAGCAGUUCUAUGUGGCGCACAGGCCGCUGGUGAGCUACCCGAUGGGCAGGACUGUCAGAGAAUUGAAUUUGGUGUUAAUGAAGUAAUUGAACCCAAUGACACUUUGCUGAGAACUCCCAGCUACAGUAUUUCAAGCACAUUGAAUCCUCAGGCCCCUGAAUUUAUCCUUAAUUGCACAACUUCCAAAAAGAUCCCCAAUGACAUCGAUAAAGAAGGGAACUUCAGCUCAGCUGACUGCCAGUACCCAGGCUCUGCCCUCGCCCUGGACGGCAGCUCCAACGUGGAGGCGGAAGUUUUGGAGAGCGACGGCGUCUCGGGUGGUCUUGGACAAAGGGAGCGGAAAAAGAAGAAAAAACGCCCCCCUGGGUAUUACAGUUACUUGAAAGACGGCGGCGAGGGUGGUCCCUCCACAGAAGCCCUGGUCAAUGGCCAUGCCGGUCCAGCAGUGCCCAACAGUGUAGGCACGGAAGAUGUGGACUCGAUGGGUGAUGUGCCCCCCGUGGGGACACCCAGGACUUGGGGCAGCCCCCAGGACACCACGGACUUCGUCAGCGACGCCGUGCCUGCUGGUUCUUUCCCCGGAGCCCUUGACAGCGGGGCCAGGACUGCAGGGCAGCCUGAGGGCUGCCCCGGGGCCAACUUGGAGCCCUCUCGCCUCCCUGCAGAGGCCAGCAGGGACACCUUGUUGAGGACAGCUGUGGCUCAGCCUGCCGUUGGGACCGAUACUACUGAGAACCUUGGAGUCACUAACGGACAAAUACUUGAAUCCUUGGGUGAGGGCACGGCUGCCAACGGGAUGGAGUUGCACACUGUGGAGAGCUUGGACUCAGAGCCCGCCAGGGCCGAGAGCGGCGCCCCUCCUGCGGACGCCGUGGCCUCUGCGGCGGCCACCGCCCCUGCCGGUCACAGUCAGCCCGCCAAGUCGUGGGCCAGUCUUUUUCAUGGUUCUAAGCCCCCUUCCUCUUGCGCCUCCUCCUCGCCUGUGGUUUCCAUGGAAGCUAAGUAUUCCCCUCCUGCCACAUCUUCCCUGGUCUCUGAAAAGCAGGCCGAAGUCAAGGAAGGGCUGGUUCCAGUUUCAGAAGAUCCUGUAGCUAUAAAGAUUGCAGAGUUACUGGAGAGCGUAACCCUGGUUCAUAAACCGGUAUCACUGCAACCCCGCGGGCUGAUCAAUAAAGGAAACUGGUGCUACAUUAAUGCUACACUGCAGGCACUGGUUGCUUGCCCUCCGAUGUAUCACCUGAUGAAGUUCAUUCCUCUGUAUUCAAAAGUGCAAAGGCCUUGUACGUCCACACCCAUGAUAGAUAGCUUUGUUCGGCUAAUGAAUGAGUUUACUAAUAUGCCAGUACCUCCAAAACCCAGACAAGCUCCUGGGGAUAAAGCCGUGAGGGACAUCCGCCCGGGAGCUGCCUUUGAGCCUACGUACAUUUAUAGACUGCUGACAGUUAUCAAGUCGAGCCUGUCCGAAAAGGGUCGACAAGAAGAUGCUGAGGAGUACUUAGGCUUCAUUCUAAAUGGACUUCAUGAGGAAAUGCUGAACCUGAAGAAACUUCUCUCACCAAAUAACGAAAAACUUACUGUUUCCAAUGGACCCCGAAGCCACUCAGUGAAUGAAGACGAGCAGGAAGAACCAGGCGAAGGAAGUGAGGACGAAUGGGAGCAAGUGGGCCCCCGAAACAAGACUUCGGUCACUCGCCAGGCGGAUUUUGUUCAGACCCCCAUCACUGGCAUUUUUGGUGGCCACAUCAGGUCUGUGGUUUACCAGCAGAGUUCAAAAGAAUCUGCCACCCUGCAGCCGUUCUUCACGCUGCAGCUGGAUAUCCAGUCGGACAAGAUACGCACCGUCCAGGAUGCGUUGGAAAGCCUGGUGGCAAGAGAGUCUGUCCAGGGUUACACCACCAAAACCAAACAAGAGGUUGAGAUCAGUCGAAGGGUGACUCUGGAAAAGCUCCCUCCUGUCCUCGUGCUGCACCUGAAACGGUUUGUUUACGAGAAGACGGGUGGAUGUCAGAAGCUCAUCAAAAAUAUUGAAUAUCCUGUGGACUUGGAAAUUAGUAAAGAACUGCUCUCUCCAGGGGUUAAAAAUAAGAAUUUUAAAUGCCACAGAACCUAUAGGCUAUUUGCAGUGGUCUACCACCACGGCAGCAGCGCCACGGGCGGCCACUACACCACGGACGUCUUCCAGAUCGGUCUCAACGGCUGGCUGCGCAUCGAUGACCAGACGGUCAAGGUGAUUAACCAGUACCAGGUGGUGAAGCCCGCUGCCGAGCGCACGGCCUACCUCCUGUAUUACCGCCGCGUGGACCUGCUGUAGCCGCCGCUGUGUGUGCCGAUGCUGCUUGUGGAGCACCGGCUCUCACCGACUCCCCUCCUCUCUUUAGUGGCUCUUUAGAGAGAAACUCUUUCUUCCUGUUGCAAAAAUGGGCUAGAAUGAAAGGAGACGCCUGGGGUUUGUGCACAACAUAGUUUAUGUUGACUUCUAACUUCCAAAUCAAAAUCAUCUGGUUGAGACAGAUUGUCGCUUGAUUUAAGCAAAUACACAAAAAACCACAUUUCCGAAAUAAUGCUGAUUCCUGAGUAAGAAGGGGAACUUGCAUUUGAUUCCCAGUCUAACUGCGUAGUAGAAUAAAUCCUGCACCAGCAACGACACUUGUAAAUUUGUGAAAAUGAAUUUUAUCUUUCCUUACAAAAAUAAAUUUUUUAAUCCAUCACACUUUCUUCCCUCACCCUUUAGUUUUUGAUAAACGAUAAAAAUGAGCCAGUUAUCAGAGAAGAAAUAGUUCUUACUUCAAAAGAUAAACACAAAAAAUAAGUUGCUGGUUCCUAAUAGGAAAAACACAUUUUAAUAAUUGUGCGAUGAGAAGCUGCUUACGUACACAUUGCAGAUCAAAUACUUGGAGUUAAGGUGUCAGUCACAUGGAUGGGUGAUUGUAACUUUAUUGCCAUUAAAAGAUUUCAAAUUGC